Messenger RNA from Alligator mississippiensis (American alligator), 795 nucleotides. Its product is annotated as olfactory receptor 2G6-like. The transcript is spliced from 3 exons. Gene Ontology annotation, cellular component: membrane. Gene Ontology annotation, biological process: G protein-coupled receptor signaling pathway. The coding region runs from base 1 to 795 and encodes 264 amino acids. Gene Ontology annotation, molecular function: G protein-coupled receptor activity. The record is from RefSeq and is a predicted model, not a curated record. Lineage: Eukaryota; Metazoa; Chordata; Crocodylia; Alligatoridae.
AUGGGGAAAAGGGGAGUGAGAAAGAAGGUGACCUAUGGCAAAGCAGCAUGGGAUGAGGGAAACCAGAGUGCUGUGGAUGAAUUCAUCCUGCUGGGAGUGUCGGCUCAACCGUGGUUGGAGCUGUUGCUGUUUGUGUUCAUCUUAAUCUGCUACAUUUUGACACUGCUUGGGAAUGUCACCAUCAUUGUCAUCUCCCAGCUGGACCCCCGUCUCCACACACCCAUGUACUUCUUCCUCAGCAACCUCUCCUUCCUGGACCUUUGCUACACCACUUGCCUAAGUCCCCUACUGCUGGUAACUUUGCUUAGCGCCCGCAAGUCCAUCUCUUGGGCUGGCUGCAUGGUCCAGCUCUUCAUUGCUCUUGCCCUGGGAACCAGUGAGUGCAUGCUGUUGGCAGUCAUGGCUUAUGACCGCUAUGCAGCCGUCUGCCACCCCCUGCGCUACAUGACCAUCAUGAGCCGCCCCCUCUGCCUGCUCAUGGCUUUGGGUUCCUGGCUCAGUGGCUUAGCCAUUUCCCUGGCACAGACAAUGAUGACUAUGCAGCUGCCUCUGUGUGGACAGAACCAUAUUGACCAUUUCUCCUCCCACCUAGCUGUGGUGUCACUUUUUUUUGGCACAGCCAUCUAUGUCUACCUGCAGCCCCAGUCCAGGAGCAAGGUAAAGAUUAUCUCCCUCUUCUACACAUUGGUCACCCCCAUGCUGAACCCUCUGAUCUACACGCUGAGGAACAAGGAGGUACACAGGGCCCUGUGGAAGGUUUUAGGAAUAAACCCAACCACUAAGGCUUGGGGAUAG